Notothenia coriiceps (black rockcod) is the source of this 2130-nucleotide messenger RNA. It is a transcript of the gene fam110d, whose product is annotated as family with sequence similarity 110 member D. The transcript has a single exon. The record is from RefSeq and is a predicted model, not a curated record. Lineage: Eukaryota; Metazoa; Chordata; Actinopteri; Perciformes; Nototheniidae. Bases 737 to 2059 code for a protein of 440 amino acids.
UCUCUGUGUGUCCCCUAGGAUUCCACACAGGUGAAGCGAGGACAAGGACGAGAUCUGCAUCUACCCCAUCUGUCCAUCAACGACCCAAGUGCCUCGGUGCCGGCCACCCUCAGGUCACCUCAACCACGACGGGCGCCAAACAACAAAAGUCUUGACCCGGCAACCCUCAGACAACCUGCACAAAGCAAAUAUUUGAAGCCAUUAUAUCUAAUUUCUCCAGGCAGCCGUCACUGAAACAGCAAAGGGUGUUGUUAGGAGACAGAAGGAGAGAAGAAAAAGUGGGGGAGGAAAGAAUAACCCUUUCAAAGUGCACCCUGCUUGCUAUUUCUGCUGCGUUGUGGGUUGGGAGCGUCUCAUUUGGGAGUGAACUUGGCUGACAAAAAAAGGCCUUCCCUGUGCCCUGCCUGCAUAUCCAAAUGCCUGUAUAAAUACUGGAUAGAGAUAUCAAUUUGUGUGGUUUCUGACAUUGCCCAACAAAGAGACUGUCAGCUAUCUAUAGAAAACGUAGGAGUCUGUGGUCUCCCGAAUUGCAACACAUCUUUUACCUCUCAAAGUUGGUUCGAGAGCGGUGAGAACAGGAAUGAGAGCUACCACUGUUUUCUGCACCUAGAAACCUUUGCAGAAUCUGUAGACUUGAACCUUCAUAGGGCCAACAACUGCUCUCUGAGGGACACCAGAAGCUGGCAGUCAUUUGUGGGCUGCAGUUUUGAUGUCUUUCCCAGCUCAGUAAAUAAACAUGAAGCCCCUAACGCCAAUUGGAUCCCCCUCCCCUCUGAGGCUCCUGAACAAGGGUCCAGCCUACCUGCGCAGGACGAUAGAUGGUGGAGGAUAUGGACGCUCAAUCAGCGCUGUGGAGAGGCUUGAGGCGGACAAAGCCAAAUAUGUUAAGAGCCAGCAGGUGAUAAAUACCAAACAGGAGCCAGUGCUGGUGCCAUGCGCUACUCCACCACCGCAGCCCCGGCGAGCUUUAUCCACCCCCGGCAGCCUGACGCCUCGUCUCACCCCACGCUGUUCAUCAAACACCCCCUUCUCUACACUCUCUGGCUCCUUCACCUCAAGAGACGAGAAUGAAAAUGACGACUCCAGGAAGGAGAACAGACGGACUUCUGUUGACAUCGAGGCGCAUAACCGGAGCAAUGUGAACAAUGUUUUGCCUCCCAACCCCAGGACUCCGGGCAUCAACUUGGUAGCGCCCCACAGUGCCCCUGUACUCAGAAGAAGCAACGGCAAACGCAUGCUGAGGCCGGACUCCCUCCUCAUGUACAGGCAGAAGAAAGAGUGCAAGAGCCCCGAAGGUGCGGCAGUUGUAGAGAACAUUAACAGUGAAGUGAAGGGAUACAGUUUUGUCCGUCGCCUCUUCCAGGGCUCCAUGAGGGAGAAGAGUAGCGGAGGUGAUGGCAAGAUCCAGAAGAUGGUGAUUGGUGAAGAGAAAGCGUCAUCACGGGAUGGAGAUUCCCGCAUGUCUUGGACCAAUGACAAAGACAAUACUGACGGAGGACCGGGGAGCAGGAGGUCGAGUAAAACUGACCAUGAUCGCAGCCCAGGGUCGAUCCCCAGCCCUGGGUUUAGCUCUUUGCUUGAACAGACUAAUAAUGGAUUUACAAACGGUACCAGUGAUGGUAUCAACACUGACAACCACUCAAGUGACCAUGAUGAUGCGAACGACCCAUGGAAGCGGGCGUCACCCCCACCAACACCCAGAAAGCAGUUUGGGUCCGACCUGCGCUGCUCAGUAGCGUUGUCAGAUCAGGAGAAUUUCUUUGACUUUUGCGGGCUGGAUUUGGACAUGAUAGAUCGUCUGGGCCGUGAGAACUUCCUCUCCGGGGCCAGCUCCAUAGACACACUCUCGCUGGCCCUCCGCAGCGUGGUAGGGGACGGCUGUGGCGGCUCGGAGCCCAGCGAGUUCUCGCAGCACUCAGGAGACGGGCUGUUUCAGGAGGAGCUGGCUGAGCAGCUUCCCAACGGCGUGUCAAUCAUUGAGAGGAAUGCUCGUGUCAUCAAGUGGCUUUACGGGUGUAAGAACGCUGCUCGAGAGGGACCCAAAGAGUCUACUGUGUAAUAUAGGCACAAGGAACCAUGUGUGGUGGAGUGCUGGUGUCUGAAGGGUUUCCUCUAACAAGAACUUUUUUU